Molecule: messenger RNA, 2533 nt
Organism: Chlamydomonas reinhardtii
Lineage: Eukaryota; Viridiplantae; Chlorophyta; Chlorophyceae; Chlamydomonadales; Chlamydomonadaceae
Exons: 8
Coding region: 715-2382 (555 amino acids)
Cellular component (GO): mitochondrion
Molecular function (GO): GTPase activity; GTP binding
Source: RefSeq, a predicted model, not a curated record
GAACUGAGACUGAUCAGCAUUGAAUCGAUUUCGCUGCACGACGGAACGCUUGCCAAAUCGACGCGCUGCUCUGUGCUCAAGUAAUCAAGUUUUGCAACUUAUCAUAUCAGGAUGCACAUGAGCAUCGCGCUGCGUGUCUAGGGACAGAGGCGCUUACUUCGGACAAGAGCCCGGGCAGCUCUGAGCCUGCUGACCCACAUGGCGUCUGGGCCAGUUGGGAGGGUGGUCAGCCGCCUGCACCCCUGCGUCCUCCGGAGCGCAACCACACCUCUGGACGUAGCCGUGCGCUCAAGCUGCGGGCUCGCAGCACCUGGCACCGGAUGCCCCGGAUGUGCCUAUGACCUCCGUGGGAGGGAGGCUGGUGACACUGCCCGCGCGAUGCCACGCGCGGCACCAGGCUUGUCCUCCAGCACUGCCAAUGCUUAUGCCAGGACCAGAAGCAGUACGCUACGCAUCUUCCGCUCUAGCCUCAGAUUCAGCGCCGAAACAUCGGGAUCGCAUUGGGGGCUGGUGGACAGGGCUGGGUCACGCAGAUGCGGUUCGGGGCUUGCAGCUCAGCUCGUGCAACCGCCCACACGCCACCAUCAGCCACCAGGACAGCAAUUUCAGCACCAGCCGUAUGCCAGCCACAUGCCACAAGCCCGAACGCGGCACCGAGAUCACAGCUUCUUAACCGCUACAUCAACUGGAGCAGAGGCAGCGGGGCCCAGCAGCAUGCUGGCCCCACGCGGGGUGCCCCCAUUGAGCCCUGCGUGGCUGUCCGGGACACCAGCGGCGGCACCUCUUCACACCAGGUGGCCAUUCUCAACUUCCUUCAGCACAGCUGCCGCUACCCCGGGCAGCGGUGCCAGCAUGACCGGCACUGGCCCAAGCAGCACAGCCGGCACAACCACAAUGGGUCCCGCUUCCGACGACGGCCUUGAUCCCUUGGAGCGGCAGCGGGCGCGGCGGGCAGAGGCGCGAGAGAGCAAGGGACCCAUGCCACAGCGCGGGAAGCUGGUGGACGCGGCGCGCUUCAGAGCGGCCGGGGGCCACGGCGGCGCGGGUGUGGCGGCGUUUGAGCCGGUCGGGCGAGGGCGAAACCUCGCUGCAUUGGGCGGCAACGGCGGUCCGGGGGGCGAUGUGUUGGUACGAGCCAGCCGCGAUGCGCCCGGCCUCCACGGCAUUAUGACGUCUGUAACGGGUGGCCGCGGCGGCCCCGGCGGCGCCGGCGGGCAGUCGGGCGGCCGGGGGGUGGACAGGGUCGUGGAGGUGCCGCUGGGGACCACUGUGCGGCUCGGGGCAGACACGCGGGGGCUGCAGCAGCAGCAGCAGCAGGAGCAGAGGGAGCAGGGGCAGGAGGCAGGGGCGGGGAUGUGGGUUGAAGGUGGGGAGGUGGUGUGGGAGGACGUGCCGGAUGACGAGGACGAGGACGAGGAGGUUCAGGAGGAGGAUGGCGAGCUUGGAGAUGAAGGGGAGGAGUUGAAGAGCAGCGAGCGUCCGGGCAGUGACGACGAGGGUACGACGAUCGGCGGAGGGCCACACGGCGGCCGGCAGGACAGCGGCGUCGAGCAUGUGGUGGAGCUGACACAGCACGGCCAGGAGCUGCUGGUGGCGCGUGGCGGCGCGGGCGGCCGCGGCAACAAGUCAUUUCCGGCGCUGGCGGGACGGCCCGCACCCGACACGUCGGAGCCGGGGCAGCCAGGCGAGCUGCGCUGGGUGAUCCUGGAGACGCGGCUGCUGGCGGACGUGGGGUUUGUGGGGCUGCCCAACGCCGGCAAGAGCACUCUGCUGGGAGCCAUCACGGCGGCACGUGCCAAGGUGGGCGCCUAUGCCUUCACCACGGUGCGGCCCCAGCUGGGCACCAUCACCUUCGAGGACGGAUCUCGCCUGGUCACAGCUGACAUCCCAGGACUGGUGCAGGGGGCUCACGCCAACAAGGGCCGCGGCAACGCCUUCCUGCGGCACAUUGAGCGCUGCCGGUGCUUGGCUUACGUGAUUGACCUGUCGGGAGGCACAGGGAGCAAGCAGGGCGGCGGCAGGGGCGGCGGCAGACGCAAGGCGCCGCCCCGCCGGCGUGACCCGGGCUUGGAGGAGCAGGAGGCAUUUGCGUCCCUGGGUACGGAAAACCUGACGCCAGCGGAGCAGUUGGCAGUCCUGCAGGACGAGCUGGGGCGCUACAGCCCACGCCUACUGGAGGCGCCGGCGCUGGUGGUCGCGAACAAGCUGGAUGCAGUGGCGGACCCGGCGGCGGCGCUGGCAGAGCUGGCGGCCGCGACGCCGCUGCCCAUUGUACCCGUGUCGGCAGCAGGGCGAGUGGGGCUGCGGCGGCUGACGGAGGCGCUGAGGGUGGUGGUGCAGUUGGGAGAGCAGAGAAAGGCGCCGGCUGUGGGACCAAACUGACUUUGUUACGAGUCAGCGUACUGUGCAUCAGCAGCGUGUGCGAGAGGCUGCACAUGCCAUGCGGACAUGCGGUCACUGCGGAGACAACUGCAGGUUGUCGCACGCACCGCAGCUGUUGUCGUCAGUAUGUGCGCACAAGUUGACAUAACGU